This is a messenger RNA of Dentiscutata erythropus, 387 nucleotides long. The record is from the annotation of a GenBank genome assembly. NCBI's taxonomy places the organism in Eukaryota, Fungi, Glomeromycota, Glomeromycetes, Diversisporales, Gigasporaceae.
AUGGCGAAAGGGAAAAUAAGAACAUUUUUUUUGGCACUAUUGAUAAUACUACUUUUUAUUCUUACAUUCCUAUGUCCGGCUCUUGCACUUGCAAAAGUCCUUUUAUUUGAUCAAACUAAUGGAGAACUUCAAUAUAGUAAUAAAGGUGUUGAAUAUUCUGAAACAGCUUGUAAAAUUCGAGCAGCGAAUUUUGUUUUUAUGUGGUUAUAUUUAGGUUUUGCGAUAGUUAGUGUCAUAAUUAUGGUUACUUUGAUGUUUGUAGAUGAUGAAAGACCUCACACUGGAUUGAAUGAAAUAACUAAUGAAAUAACUAAUGAAAUUACUAAUGAAAUAACUGAAAUAACUGAUGAAGAACGAGAUGAUAAAACGAUCGUAGAUGCAGUAUAA